AUGUCGACCGAUAAACGACCACAUAUAACCCCCAAUAGCUUCUUCCACUCGUUCACCACUCCGUCCGAGCCGUCGGAAACUCCUUUAACCAUUUACUUCAUUACGGGAAACCCGGGACUGAUCGGCUACUACCACACAUUUCUCUCCGUUCUAUCAGAGAAAAUCAAAAUAUUAACUAAAACAGAAGAUCAAAAUCGAUCAUUUCAGAUCUACGGACACAGCCUUGCCGGAUUUGAGCUCCCCGAACCAGGACAGAAGAAACAAGAGCCCCAGUCCGCAACACACUACUAUGGCCUGGAAGAGCAGAUUCGUUUUGUCCAAAGAAAGCUGUACAACUUCACCGCCGAUAAACCAGAUGGUGUCGACCAGCUAUCGUCUCAAUCCAACACCACGCCCUCUACCGGCACACGCCCCAAGGUCAUUCUCAUCGGUCAUUCCGUAGGCGCCUACAUCGCAAUGGAGGUCCUGCGACGGCACCGCGAAGGCUCGCAAGGUGAUCGUCCCGUCGACUUUGAUAUCAUCGGAGGCGCCUUACUCUUCCCUACUGUUGUGGAUAUCGCAAAGUCUCCGUCGGGGCAGAAGCUGACCAGGCUGCUCUCGAUCAUCCCACAACUUGCCCUGGUCGCUGGCAUCCUAGUCCGUAUUCUCACUGCUUUGGUGCCCGCCUCUAUCAUGCGGUCCCUGAUCCGGAUCUACAUGCCGUCGGCACCGGGUACCAUGGUCGAAACCACGACCGGGUUUCUCAAGAGCAAGCGAGGCGUGCAGCAAGCAUUACACAUGGCAUCCGACGAGAUGGAAACCAUCACGGCUGAUAAAUGGAGUGACGACGUCUGGGGCAUCUCGACCAGUCAAGACCCCGUGGCGCGACUAUUCUUCUACUUCGGACGCAACGACCACUGGGUCGCGGAGCGCACGAGAGAUGAGAUCAUUGAGCUUCGAGGGCAAAAGCCCCGGGGACCGAAGAUGAGUGUGUGUGAGGAGGGAGUGCCGCAUGCGUUUUGUCUGAGACAUAGCGAUUCCAUGGCGAGCAAGGUGGCAGAUAUGAUUUUGGAGAUGGCUAGAGCUUGA
Aspergillus affinis is the source of this 1068-nucleotide messenger RNA. Its product is annotated as bifunctional triacylglycerol lipase/ester hydrolase. Gene Ontology annotation, molecular function: lipase activity. Gene Ontology annotation, biological process: lipid storage. The transcript has 4 exons. NCBI's taxonomy places the organism in Eukaryota, Fungi, Ascomycota, Eurotiomycetes, Eurotiales, Aspergillaceae. Gene Ontology annotation, cellular component: lipid droplet. The record is from RefSeq and is a predicted model, not a curated record. The coding region runs from base 1 to 1068 and encodes 355 amino acids.